AUGCCCACCAUCUCAGUAGACAAAGCCGAGCUUUUUGAGCGUCUCGGACAUCAGUAUACCACGGAGGAAUUCGAUCGUUUGUGUUUUGACUAUGGACUGGAAUUAGAUGAAGACACGACCGAGGAGGUAGAAGCCGCGAUCAAGAAAGGACUCCCUGCAGAACGUCCUCAAUUAAAAAUUGAAGUACCCGCAAACAGAUACGAUCUGGUCUGUCUAGAAGGUAUCUCGCGCGCCUUACGCACUUUUCUAGGAAAACAAGAUCCGCCACAGUAUAGACUCGCCUAUCCCCCAGGCGGUGAAAAAGAUCUCAUCACCGUAACCGUCUCCCCAGAGACCCAACGCAUCCGCCCCUUCUUCGCAUGUGCAGUACUGCGCAAUAUUAAAUUCACGCCCAUAAACUACGCAUCCUUCAUAGACCUCCAAGAUAAAUUGCAUCAGAACAUCGGCCGUAGGCGAAGCCUCGUCGCCAUCGGAACACACGACCUCGACACCCUCACUCCUCCUUUCCGAUAUGAAGCCCGUGCACCCACUAACAUCGCUUUCGCGCCUCUCGGUCGGGAAACCGUUAACACUGCUGCAGAGCUCAUGCAGAUCUACGAAUCGGACAAACACCUCUCCCGGUACUUGCCCAUCAUCCGAGAUUCUGAUGUCUACCCCAUCAUUUAUGAUGCAGAGGACCACGUGCUGAGUAUGCCUCCCAUCAUUAACUCGGAGCAUAGUAAGAUCACUCUGGAGACUAAAAAUGUGUUUAUCGAUACGACUGCUACGGAUGACACGAAGUUGCAGAUCGUGAUUAAUAUGGUGGCAGGUAUGUUUUCGGAAUAUUGUGCUGAACCGUUCACGAUCGAGCCUUGCAAGAUCGUCUUUCCUGACGGCUCGACGCGCAUUUCUCCUGACAUCGCUCCCCGUAUCAUGACUGCGCGCGCAUCAUAUAUCAACUCCUGCACAUCUCUUUCCCUAACGCCCUCAACCAUCCAGUCUCUCCUAAGCCGCAUGACCCUCUCCCCUACCCUCUCACCCAAUGACCCCGACGCUUUAAUCGUCUCACUUCCAUGCACGCGCCCUGACAUCUUCCAUGAGGUCGACAUAAUGGAAGAUGCAGCAGUCGCGUACGGGUUCAACAACCUUCCAGAUAUCUUCCCCCAGACCAGCACAGUCGCACAGCCAUUACCAAUCAGCAGGCUCACAGACGUCAUCCGGAGGGAAUGGGCGAUGGCAGGAUGGGUCGAAGCAUUGCCUUUCAUUCUUUGCUCACUCGAAGAAAACUUCACCUUCAUGAACCGUCCCGACCCCGGUUCCCUAGCAGUAAAAAUCGCUAACCCUAAAACCCUCGAAUUCCAAGUCGUCCGGACAUCCCUCCUCCCAGGGCUUCUCAAAACCAUCCGCGAGAACCGAUCGCAUGCGCUGCCCAUCCGCGUCUUUGAGCUUAGCGACGUCGUGUUCAAAGACACCUCUCGGGAGAGACAAGCGCGGAAUGAGAGACGUGCGGGUGCGGUGUGGUGUGCGAGGAGCGCUGGGUUUGAGGUUGUGCAUGGGUUAUUGGAUAGGGCUAUGAAGAUGUUGGAGGUUCCGAGGGUUGGGAAAGGGGAUGGGAAAGAUGUGGGGUAUUAUAUCAAGGAGGGAGAUGACCCUGCAUACUUCCCUGGACGCGCAGCGACUAUUUACUACCGCCCCCCACCCCCAAAGACAUCAAAAACAGGCCAGCUGGCCGACGAGCUCAAGAGCACGCUACACAUCUCCAAUCAAGACCGAGAUAUCGUGAUCGGCACACUGGGUGUGCUACACCCCACCGUGCUUGAAAAGUUCGAGAUCACGUACCCUUGUUCAGCGUUAGAGUUCAACAUGGAAGUGUUUCUGAAGCGGUCAUAA
Suillus clintonianus is the source of this 1869-nucleotide messenger RNA. RefSeq lists its product as uncharacterized. Gene Ontology annotation, biological process: phenylalanyl-tRNA aminoacylation. The transcript has 9 exons. Gene Ontology annotation, molecular function: phenylalanine-tRNA ligase activity; ATP binding; RNA binding. NCBI's taxonomy places the organism in Eukaryota, Fungi, Basidiomycota, Agaricomycetes, Boletales, Suillaceae. Gene Ontology annotation, cellular component: cytoplasm; phenylalanine-tRNA ligase complex. Bases 1 to 1869 code for a protein of 622 amino acids. The record is from RefSeq and is a predicted model, not a curated record.